GGGGGUGACGUCAACUCGGCUGCAUCUAAAAUUUAAAUCACUCUCGAGUCUCUGACGGCGGGAGUGGAGUUGUGGGGGCAGGGGUGGAGAGGUCGCCGUAGCCAAAGACACCACGGUCCACGCAUCCGUGAGACACCCCAGGAACAACCGUCCAAGAAAACCAACAAACGACAAUGCCUCCCCUCCUGCCCACGCCUCUUUGCACCACCACCACCGCCAUCGCCAAUUCCGGCAGCGACGAUCUCCUGUGGGUGGCCUCGCCUCCCUGGUGCAACUCGUCGGACCUCGCGGAGCGCUCCCCGGUAGCGGGCCACUUCUCAGCGGGCACGGUCGCCUUCCUCGCCUUCCUGCACAUCUUCGGCCUCGUCGCCUUCGUCGGCAACUGCCUGGUCAUCUACCUGUUCGCCACGGCCGAGAUCCGGCAGAAGAACAUCUACUACUACUUCGUCAUCAACCUGUCCGUGUCGGACAUGCUCGUGGGCCUGGCGUUCCCCUUCGCGCUCGCCUCCAUCUACGCGCCCGCCCUGCGCACCUACGCGCACUGCGCUCUCUCGCUCUGCGUGCUCGGCGUGCUCGUCAUGGUCUCCCUCUCGCAGAUGUUCGUCAUCAGCCUGGACCAGUACGCCGCCGUGAGGUGCCCGCACGGCCACCGCCGCCUCGUCAACGCCUUCCGCGCCAAGGUGGCCAUCGCACUUGUGUGGCUGUACUCGGCCACCGUCGGAGUGCUCCCGUUCGCCGUGUGGGCGCGAGACGACACCGCGGGGGCGCCCACCACGUGCCACGUGGGCGCCGUCUUCCCCGGCGACGCGACGCGGAUGUACUUCGGGAGCACGUCCGUGGGAUACACGCCGCUCUUCCUGCUCACCGGCUACUUCUGCCUGGCGCUACUCGCCUCCGUGUCGCGACGCACGGGGCAGAUGCACGGCUCGGCGGGCAGCCGCUGGAACCGCGCUCGGCAGCAGCAGCAGCAGCAGCAAAGUCAUCAUCAGCAGGAGAAGCAGCAGCAGCAGCAGCAGCAGCAGCUCGCGUCGGCACUCACGCCGGGGGCAGGGUCCAGGCCGGCCGGCCUCUGCCGGGGGGGCAGCGCGAAGAGAAAGGGCAGCGGAGUGUCCGUGACGUCCGAGACGAGCAAGAGGGCGGCGCGUCCCGAGCGAGAGCACUCCAGCUCCUCCACCUUCGAGAUGUCCUCGGCGGACACGGAGCGCACGGCUCAGAGCAGCGAGGACGCGGCGGCGGCGGCGGCGGUGGCGGCGGUGGCGGCGGCGGCGGCGAGCGGAGCCGCCUCGGCGAGCGACGCGAGGGCCGACGAGGAGGUGAAGGCGGACGCGCUGAAGCCGGGCGGCGGCGGCGGCGGCGGCCUCAGCGGCGGCGGCGCCAGCGGUUGCGGCCGUAGGGGCACGUCGGGUCGCGGGCGCACGUACCGCAGGGCGGCCGUGACGCUGAGCAUCGUGGCCGCCUUCUUCCUCGUGUGCCUCACGCCGUCCCUGCUGCUCGCGCUGUACAACUCGGCGCGGGACGCGACCCGCUUCUCGGCGGGACGCAUGGUCGCCUCGGUGCUGGUGUGCGUGAACUCGGCGGUGAACCCGCUCAUCUACGCGCUGCGCAUGAACAAGCUUCGCGAGCGUCUCUACGCGUGCUGCUUGCGCCGCGGGCAGCGUUCGCGUCGAGGCCUCGACAGCGUGGAGGACGAGAGGAGUCCAUCCUCGUAGACGCGCGCGGGGCCGAACUUCUUUCGCGCCGUACGUCAGGCGACCGUUGAUGGUCGGAGGCUCGCGCGCGCGCGCGGGGGUGGGGUGGGGGGGGGGGGAGGGGCAAGGACCACAAACUGAAGACAAAAAGAUGAGUUGUUCAAAUGUAGAUGAUGUUUCAAAGUGACAUAGCUCCUCGGUGGCUUCCUAAUAUGGGGGAAGGAAGAGCGUGGCGGACCGCCGCAGAGGCGCGUCUGAGCGUCUGAGCGUCUGAAAGCGCCACGCGACGCGGUGACCGCCGUCUUCGUUCGAUGUCUGAGCCAGAAGCCGCCGCCGCUGCUGCCAGGAUGGGCGCAGCUCACGUGAUGAUGGUUUUUGCUCCAUUUCGACAACAACAACAGCAGCAGCAGCAGCAGCAGCGUCUUUUUCAUCGGUGGCGUCCGGGCUAUGCCUUCUUUGCGCGUAUUGUUAGCCGAUAACCACGCUCGCAUCCAUCCUACGGGGGUUUGAGACACGCACACAACUUUGUCGGAGGGCGUCUCCACAAUGCGAGCCACGGCCACGUGGAUGUGGAAAAGCCACGAGGAGGAGGAGGAGGAGGAGGACCAUCCCGCGGCGGUGUUCACUGCGCAAAUCGCGGACCGUUCUCCCGCAUUCAAUCGGAGGUCACGCUGUCAAGGAACCAUCCCGCUCAUCAUCAUCACCACCACCACCAUCACGUUCCGUGGGGCCAGAUAGCCCCGUAGGUGUCCACUGCACAUUUCGUCAAUUGUUGUUGACACUUUCCUCUCUGUCUCGUAGUGCCAAUAUGCUCCAUAAGUGGCCACAAGUUUUGUUGUUGUUUGGCCCCAAUCUGUUUACAUGGUCGUCAUCAAGCCAGGCCCUCUUAGGUCUCCCUCUCUCUCCGGUUCCUUCCAUUUUUUCAAACAACAACAACACCACCACGACACUUUUAAGCGCCCCGCGUAGAUUUUUGUAAUUUCCUAGGACCCACGUUUUUUUUUUUCUUCUCUUGGGGGCUCUUCCCAAUUGCGCAAUCGGCUCCUUGCAUUGCAAGAUACGAAGACAAUGCCAUGGAUAGUUCUCGGAGCGAGUGGAGACUCAUCACCCGCCCCCUCCGGGACUACCUUUUUUUUUCAUGAAACACACACACACACACAGCGAGGUGGCGUGAUGGGGAACACGACCCAGCGCCUCCUGACACCGGUCGCGUUCACCGCGCAGGAGAUCAAAACCACCCGCACAGUGCUUCGGCGCUCACAGCUGGACUCGCGGCCUCAAUGAAGAGAAAAUCAAGUCGGUCACCCCUCGGGUUUCACCUGCGCGCAACCAUUAGCGACCCGCCUCGCGACGCAAUCGCCCAUCAAUGUUUUGAGACCCGCAGAGAAGGCGAGACGAUGACAAAUUGUGGGGAGGUGGUGGGUGGGGGGGGGGGAGAGUCCCAUCAGAGGCGGUGAUCAACACUCCGUGUUUACAUCGUACCGCGUUCGACUUGUCCCGCCCCAUCCGCGAGCGUGCACAUUGUGGCGCGUGCGCGUUGUGACGCGUGCGCAUUGUGACGCGUGCGCAUUGUGACGCAACCGCAUGACGUGAGGAGCGGAGAGAUGGUGGUGGGGGGAAAGGGAUGCCCCCGAUUGUACCGUGACCUCACGUAGGAAGUCCCGGUGAGUGAGGGUAACCCCCCCCCGCCACUCCCCUCCCUCCACCCACCUCCCCCACCGCAAACAGCCCCGCCCCCGCGCCCUGGUAUAACAGAGGCACGAAUCGCGAGCGAUGAUUCUGUUUUGACAGCUCGUCACCUCACUCGACUCCUCCUCUGCGUUUAAAGGAUUUGGCGCAUCGGGAUGAUUGAGUCUCGCCUCUGCGUUCGCAA
This is a messenger RNA of Petromyzon marinus (sea lamprey), 3561 nucleotides long. NCBI's taxonomy places the organism in Eukaryota, Metazoa, Chordata, Hyperoartia, Petromyzontiformes, Petromyzontidae. The record is from RefSeq and is a predicted model, not a curated record.